AUGUCUGACUCAAUUUCUAUCGAAGAAACGAACCGGAUACGGAUAUCCCUUGGGAUGAGGCCAUUGCCAGUCCCGAACCAGUCAGGUCCAGUAUUCGAGGAAGCUCCAGCAGUAGAUGCUGGCAGUACAUUAGAGUCAAGACAAGCUGAAGGCUAUGAAAAUUUCCGCAAACUACAAGAACUUGAGGAAAUACGGAAAAAAAGAAACGAAAAGCUUGAAGCUAUCAAGAAAGCUCGAGACACUGCAAAGCGAUUCUCAAGAUUGGAGGGAAAGGGUCUUGCCGACGGGGAUGACGAAGAUCUGAAUGUUAAGAGCUGGCUAAUGAAGCAAAAAAAACGUCAAAAACAAAUCGAAAAAGCAAGAAAGCUAGAAAAUGAUUUAGCAGAGGCUGAAAUGACAGCGGAAUACACGGCAAAAGAUCUUUCGGGUAUCAAAGUUGGGCACGAAAUAUCCACAUUUGAGGAAGGAGAGGAACAAAUCCUGACAUUGAAAGACACAACCAUUGACGAAAAUGAGGAAGAGGGUGAUGAAUUAGAAAACUUAGAUCUGCGAGCGAAGGAAAAGUUGAACGAAACGCUUGAACUGAAAAAAAAAAAAUCUGUCUAUAAUCCUUUGGACGAAAUUGAAUCGGGUGGACAUAGUAUCCUUUCACAUUAUGACGAGGAAAUUGAUGGUAAAAAGAAGAAAAAUUUCACGCUUGACAGCCAGGGCAGUAUACUUAAAAAUACCAUGGAUGAACCCUCCCAGAACUUAAAUAUUAUCAGCCUUGAUACUGUUAAUAUCGAACCGAUUUCAGAUUAUCUCGAGGUACCCCAAAUAAAAAUUAAAAAAGUAAAGAAUAAGGUUAAAUCAUCGCGCCGAAAAAAGGUUGAUGAUGAUGAUAUUCUUCUGCCCAUCGAUGAUUCUAUUACCCCGACCGGGCUCUUAAAUAUAAGAACUGAUGCACCUGCUUCCAAGAGGCAAAAACUUUUGGAUACUUCAUUUAUUGAUGAUGAUGAUUUACAAGGCUCUCUUGCUGCCCAGAGAAAGAUUUCCCUCAAAAAACGCCAGAAAUAUCUUUCCGAACAACUUGUCAGACGCAUACGAGAGAGUUCAACGAAUGGAUCGGCUGAAGGUGAUGUAAACGAUGAAGGAUGCGGUCUUAUUAUUGAUGAGACCUCCGAGUUUGUCUCCAAUCUUCAAAAACCGACAAGUAAAGAUCGAAAACAACGAUCUUUACUUCGUCAGUCAAAGCCUGAAACAGCUAUGAGCGAUGAUUCGGAUGGAGACGGUGACGUGAACAUGGAACAUUCCUACAUUACAAGCGAAGAAGCUCUUCAAUCAAAAGCUCAUGAUACGGCAGAGGGGCUAGCAUCUACGGAUGUGACAAACAACGGGCUAGAGGCAGAAGCCACACUAGACUGUGGUCUUGGAUCUACGUUGAAGCUUCUUAAGGGACGGGGAAUAAUCAAAACCGCUGACUCUGGAGAUUUAAAUGCUAUCUAUAGGCAAAAGCAACUAUUUUUAGCAGAAAAACAACGCAGGGAAGCAGACGCAGAACUUAAGGCUCGCUCUCAAAGAGAACGCGAUCGUACUAAUGGCCGCUUGGACCGAAUGUCUGCGCGGGAAAAAGAGGAAUAUGCUCGGUCACAAAACACACUCCGUGAUCAGAUUGAGUCCCGACAGCUUGCCGAACAUUUCAACAAAGAGUAUAAACCAAAUGUAGAACUCAAGUAUAUUGACGAAUUUGGGAGAAGUAUGAACAAGAAGGAGGCUUUUAAGCACCUAUCACAUCAGUUUCAUGGCAAAGGUAGUGGUAAGCAGAAAACCGAAAAAAUGCUCAAGAAAAUUGAAGACGAGAAGAGGAGGGAGGCUCAGAGUUCUUUGGAUGGGAGCCAGAUCGGGGGGAUGAGCGGUGCGACGGCUCAGCAGCGUAAAAAACAGGGGCAAGCAGGUGUUCGAUUGGCUUAA
Blumeria graminis f. sp. triticale is the source of this 1950-nucleotide messenger RNA. The record is from the annotation of a GenBank genome assembly. Lineage: Eukaryota; Fungi; Ascomycota; Leotiomycetes; Helotiales; Erysiphaceae.